Ostertagia ostertagi is the source of this 435-nucleotide messenger RNA. NCBI's taxonomy places the organism in Eukaryota, Metazoa, Nematoda, Chromadorea, Rhabditida, Trichostrongylidae. The record is from the annotation of a GenBank genome assembly.
AUGGGCACUCACUUGCCUGACCUCUGCCCGGCUCACCGCCGCCUUGCCAUGCCCAAGAACGACUACCUCGUGAUCUCCCGCGGCCAGUGGGAUGCCGAUGCCCGCCCUGAAGACGUGCAGCAGGCCAUCGACGCCUUCUAUGUCUGGUACGAGCAGGGCCUGGCCAGCGGGCGCCUCAAGCCCGGCAGCCGGCUGCAACCCGAGGCCCGUGUCGUCGGCCGCGGAGGCAUCGUCACCGACGGCCCCUUUGCCGAGACGAAGGAGUGGGUGGGGGGCUACUGGAUCAUCGUGGCGGCGUCGCUCGACGACGCCGUGGCGAUCGCCGCCGAGAACCCCUGCCUCCAGCACGGCCUGACGCUGGAGAUCCGUCCGCUGGACCCCGCCCGCGCCGAUGUGCGCGUGCUGGCCAACGAAACCCCGCCGACCUGGCGCUGA